Dermacentor andersoni is the source of this 1048-nucleotide messenger RNA. RefSeq lists its product as uncharacterized. NCBI's taxonomy places the organism in Eukaryota, Metazoa, Arthropoda, Arachnida, Ixodida, Ixodidae. Gene Ontology annotation, cellular component: membrane. Gene Ontology annotation, molecular function: ligand-gated monoatomic ion channel activity. The record is from RefSeq and is a predicted model, not a curated record.
CAGACGAUGACGUUGCUGUUCGCGUGUAUGCUGGUAUUGGUGAUCCUGUCACCCUUGGCACUGCGCACUACACGGAUUAAAUGGACGACAAGAAUGUACAUGCUCUUCUGGAUGUACGCUGAGUCACUGUUCUUGAAAUCGACAAGCACCCGGCACCUGAACUCCACUGCUUCUCGAAUCCUGUUCGCAUCCUGGAUGAUUGGCACAUUCAUCAUCGGCCAGUACCUCACUGGUCAGGUUAAGGCGGCGUUGCUAAUCCGUUCUCCAGCUCCCCGCAUCGACACUCUUGAGCAGAUGUUGGAAAGGCGACCAGCCAUACGGCCGGUGACUCUCACAGCAACUCCUCUCAUGAACAUGCUGAAGCUUUCGGGCUUGGAAUCCUACCGUGCGCUGCACGACCGCAUCAUGCGCAUGCGCAGUGAGGUACCUCUCACCGACAUCUACUCUCGGCGCACACUGCGUCAGGUUGUGGCUGGUGACGCAAUCAUUAUCAUGGACGCCACGGGCAACCGGGUUUACGUGGCGCCUCACUGCGAAGCGCUGCAGCCGGCCUACUUCCACAUGUCGUCGCAACGCCUCGAAACCGCAGACUUCCGCUGGUACAUGAACAAGCGCCUGGAUCCCAAGCUGGUAGCCGCUAUGGACCGCAGGAUCCGCUGGCUUCUGGAAGGUGCGGUGCCAUUCAUGCAUCACCACGAGAUAUUUCGCAAGCCGGCCACCUGCUUCCUCGACCAACUAGCAGGAAGCGGUAGCGAAGCAGCUGCUGGGCGGUACGAGGUGUUGAACCUGGUGGACGUGCAAGCCGCCUUUCUGAUUCUGCUAUGCUCCCUUGCGUUUAGCGUGGCCGUAUUCGUCGUGGAACUGUUGCUUCAAUUUUGGAAGCCUCUUUAGUAAUUAAAAAAGCUUGCUGUCAAGCGUUGAAUAUAGUUUGCUUGGCUCAUAACCAUUGCUUUAGGAGAAAGAAGUGUAAAUGUCUCUUGUGUAGCUGCUAUAGAUUUUCAUUCGAAAAUUGCUAUCACUAAAGGCAGUAGUCAGCCGAAACACGUGA